This is a messenger RNA of Patiria miniata (bat star), 4876 nucleotides long. RefSeq names its product Fanconi anemia group D2 protein-like. The record is from RefSeq and is a predicted model, not a curated record. The transcript is spliced from 39 exons. Gene Ontology annotation, molecular function: DNA polymerase binding. Gene Ontology annotation, biological process: double-strand break repair involved in meiotic recombination; interstrand cross-link repair; homologous chromosome pairing at meiosis. Lineage: Eukaryota; Metazoa; Echinodermata; Asteroidea; Valvatida; Asterinidae. Gene Ontology annotation, cellular component: condensed chromosome; nucleus. The coding region runs from base 293 to 4681 and encodes 1462 amino acids.
GCGCUGUUGACCGCGCGAAAAUCUUGACAUCUGACAUGGCUGAGUGACAUUACACAUGUUACAUGCAUGAUAUGUCAUGUAUGUCUCGUCUGAUUGAUCGAUAUGUGCAGUUCUUAUUCAUGAUGACAUCCAAAUAGAAUACAUGGAAUAGGUCUCCAGGCAGGACAAAGUGUGAGCAGUCCAGGCUGGUACAAUCGUCCAGAACAAACUACUGGGAAUUUCUUUAUAACUUUAACUGAGAGACAUUUUGGAGCUCAGAUCUGAAGACAGACUUUUGUAAAACGAGGUCAUCAUGGGCAAAGCGAGGACCAAGCGUAAAAGUGCUUCCACUUUGGAGACAACACCGGGAAGCAAAAGGAGCAAAAAGUUGGCUCGUGGGAGCGCAAACCAAGGCCCUUCUCAACCCACGGUGUUAAACGAUGACUCGACUUUCGGUCAGUUAGUGAAGGACGCUGGCUUCGUAUUGAUGGCUGACAACUCCCCAAAUCAGCUAAGUGUUGACCAGGCCAUGUUUCAGCAGAGGCUGUCCAAGGCUUUGAAGCGGUCCAGCGAUCUGGAACAGAUUGUUGAAGAAUUCACAAGUGGAAUUCAAAAUCACAUUGAGGAUCCUGUUCGCUUCAAGUACAGCUUGUUACCCACAUUAACAUCCGCUGAAUGCGAGAGCGCCAGGGGCGGAAACCAGGACAGUCUGAUGCGACUUCUUCUGGGAAUAGAUGAACUUCAGUCGCCCAUAAUCAACGUUCUCUUGGAGAAGCUGCCAGAGUUUAUGGAAGACCAAGAUAGCAUGUUUGACCACAGCGAUGCGGCCAAUCUACCCAGACUCAUUCUGAAUCAGUUCCAGUGGCUUGACAGAGUGCUGAACAGUGAGGAAAUGACCAAUAAGAUGCUAGAGAUGGUCAGCGUGUCCUCCCUCGCUGUGCAGCAAGAAAUCAUCGCCUGUAUUCCUGAGGUUGUCAGCGACAGCGAACAUAAUACUGUUGCUACACAGCUCAAGGAGCUGUUAUUCAACAGUAGCGAGCUGACCGUCCCUGUCCUGGAUGCGCUUAGCAACCUGAAUUUGACCCCUGACCUCAUGACGGAGGUACGUAACGCAGCUCUGCAGACCUUAAUCUCAGCUGAUCUGGAGGACCUGCCAGUCAUCAUCAAAUUCAUUCUGCAGUCAGUCAGCAGUGCUGAUGCUGUUGAGGUCAUCAGCCAAGUGAGGACAAAUUUGGAAUUCCCAACAAAUCUUCCCUCUGCCUCGCCUUUCACACCGCAUCGCAAGAGAGGAUCAGGCAAUAAAAACCAUGACAACACACUACUGAUUCUCGAUGCCAUCAAGACCAACAUGCGCUUCCAGAAAGUGGUGACUGAAGGUUGGAUUAAAGCAGUAGAGAAUGUGCAUACAGCUAGUGAACACAAGGUCAUAGACAUUUUCAUCCUUCUGAUUGCUCACACCGUUGCAUCGAAUCGUAAGAAAGCUCUAGAGAGUUUGUUCCGCAGCAAAGUUCGCUCCGGUCACUUCCGGGAGGAACUUCUUAAAGCGGCAUUCAGCUCCCAUGCAAAGGUCAUAAGGGAAUAUUUCCCAUCCAUUCUCUCUCUCGCUGAGGUCCUGUUGAGAUCCCCGGAGCCGGCCGUCAGCCUGUUUGCCUGCUGUAUCUAUAGGCAGGCUUUCCUGGCGUUUGAUGUCAUGUACUAUAAACAGGAGGUGAUAGGUUCCUUGGUAGCGCACAUCGGCAGCGGUUUUCAGGGUGAGAUAGAGGCUGGACUUGAUGUCCUACUCAGCCUAGUGGAGCACCAUGCCAGUGACGUGGCACCCUUUGCCAUUUUCAUAAAGGGCGUGCUGGACUACUUAGGCAACCUGUCUCUGCCGCAGAUCCGCAAACUGUUCUCCAUCCUCAGCGUCCUCGCGUUCAGAAACACCCAGGAAUGUGCCAACAUACAGGAUGAGUUGCACAUUGUCAUCAGGAAACAGCUGUCCAGUAACAGUCCCAAGUAUAAGCGGAUUGGCGUGAUCGGCUCCCUCAUGAUCGUACGCAACAUGGCGUUCCGUCAGGAGCCCGGUCAAGGGAGGGAGCUCUCUACAGAAAUGUACAACACUAUUGUGUCGUUGCUGGGGCAAGUCAGGAGCAGUAGCAGUAAAAUGCCUGAGGCGUCAGCACUGUUCUUUGAUGAAUUGGCCAACAUUGUGGAACAGCGACAGCUGGACCAGAAAGUAGAAGAAUUUAUAGGCGAUAGCAUUCUGAAUGACUUUCAAGAUGACUUUGUUGUCGACGUCGAAGCUGAUCAAGUCUCGGGGGACUACGGUUUGCCGUUGAGUGAGGUGUACGGUCUGGAAGCUGAAGAGUCCCAGGGGGGCGUGGCCAUCAACCUGCUGCCCCUCGUCAGUAAGGCGGAGAGGGCCCAGCUGAACCUUGGCUCAUUGCCAAAUGAGGAAUCAGAAACUGACAGAUCUCGCACUGUCUCGCCCCUCUGCAUGACUCCCCACUUCCGCCUGCUGAGGAUGUGUGAGAUGGCGCAGAACGAUAACAUGGAGGGGAUCGAUGCACUGUUAGGCUGCCCACUCUAUAACGUCAGCAAUGAAGUCAUAUCUAAGAUCAGUUCCUUGGCCAAGAAUGAGCGAGAGAUGCUCUGCACUUGUCUGUUCCUGACCAUCAACUGGUUCAGAGAGAUUGUGAAUGCCUUCAGUGGACUGACAGAUGCUGAGAUGCGGGGCAAGGUGCUGGCGAGACUCAAGAACAUCACAGAAGUCCAGAAACAUCUACAGACGUGCUUGGCAGAAACCCCUAACUUCAGCCCGCCCCUGGCCAACUUUGACAACGAUUCAGUUCUGAGUAGCGAUGGUGCCUCAACUUCCACAUCCGGCCCAACGAACACAGCUACCGUCGGGAGCAAAAGAGGACGAAAGCCCAAGGAGAAGGAGAAAAAUGCCGCCAACACAUCCGGUAUCUUGAACGACACCGUUGCUCACUCCAGCACCCAGGACACAAGCCUAGACACAACCCAGAACACAACCCAGAACAGAUCUACAGAUACCGAAGCGGGCGGGUCAGAGUCUGUCACCAAGGGGGCUGUGGACUUGUCUCGGUAUAGGACUUACUUUAGGGAGCUAGACAUUGAUGUCUUCAAUAUACUGGGCUGCGGACUGGUGACGAAGAGUGUCUUAGAUUCAGAGAUGCACACAAGGGAGGUUGUGGUGCUGAAGCUUCAACCGCCAGAGCUCCAUUUCCUUUUGGAAGACCUGAGCCUGAAGUUGGACCAUGCACUACUGGCGUCUUCUACCAAGAGGAGAACGUUCCUUAAGACCAAAUCAGACAAGAAUACAGGCUUCUCCCACCUGAACCGUUUCACUCCUCGGGAGAUUGCCGUCAAGGCUAUCAAGCUCCUGCCUCAUCUCUGUGAUCAUCUGGAGUCAACCAGCGCAUUCUUCCAGGCCCUCGUAGAGCAGAAUGACGGGGUCGUUGAUGGUCCGGGUGCCAAUACUCCUGAAUACCACAAAAUGGCAACGUGUCUGCACCUCCUACUCAAGUCACUGCUCUCUCUCUUCUCAUGGAAUGGCUUUGCGUCCAGUGAGAACAAGUCCUUGUUCUUGGAUGCCUUGAAAGUCUUGACAUCCCGUAUCAAGAGCAGCGGCCGAACGCAACUCACAGCCAAACAACUUCACAAGCACGCUUUCAGCUACUUGGAGAAGUUCUUAGACACAGUGCCUGACUUGUCUUCAGCCAUCUUCCUGCUUCGUCUUCUUGUCUCUCUCAGCGAACACUCUGAGACAACCGAUAACAGUGAGAGUAUAGCUGACAUGGCCGAAGGUCUGUUGAAGCGAGAAUGGUUGAACCAGGACGGCCUAAUAGAGAAAGGUGCCAAACACAAUGAACUCCUCCAGUCACUGCUCAGAAUCUACCUGUGCCAUACACCUGACGUUCUGAAGAGCAUUCAGGACAUCUGUACUAUCGCGAUCCCAGAACUGAUAGACAGCAAUGAGAGGACGGGCUACUCUACUACCUACCAAACCCUCAACAGAUUGACGUUUGGAACUUACUAUCGCGUCUUAUUUGACCACCUGACUACCUACCUUCGUGACCUUUACGCCAGAGGGGCGUCCAAGCGCGGCGGUCACCUGACCGAAGAGCGACUGAUUCGCUGGAGCAUGGCCGUCCAUGUCUUCCACGUCCUGAUAAGUCUUCUCAAGGUGUUUGAAGCAAGGAGCAAUCUGACGUCUGCACUCAAGUAUGGACGUGUCUUCAUUGAGCUCUUCCUGAAACACGGCAUGCCUCUACUCGACAGGCUGUUCCCAUCCCAGAGGGAAGAAGUCUUGAAGCUGUUGAAAACCCUGCAGCAAAGCACCAGGUCACUACAUCACGUGUGUAGUCAUUCUAAGGUUGCGAAGGAUGUAUCGUUGACCAAUCACGUACCGGCCGUCAAACGCAACCUGGAGCUGUUUGUGUAUCGAGUCAAAGCCAUGCUGGCUCUGCAUAAAUGCCAAGAGGCGUUCUGGGUGGGCAACCUCAAGAACAGAGAUCUACACGGCGAGGAGAUUUUGUCCCAGCAAGCCAACGAUUCAGCGAGCGAGAACGGAGAUGAUGCAGAUGAAGACACUGAGCUUCCCUCAGAAGACAGCAGCAGCGGUGAUGAGUCAACGACCACUAUGGGGCAGGAGGAGAAAUCUGACAGCGACGAUGAGUCGUGCAGUGAGAGUUUCUAACAAGGACGUACCAAGCUCAAACAAAGUAAGCCAUCAAUAUACACUGUUUGCAUUCAGCGCACAUCUUGGAGGUGUCUUUGCUGGUCCCAGAGGGCCAGCCGAGGGUCGUUGUUGUACCAUGUGACUGACUGUCACUUGUGAAUUAGACUUGAUUCAGUCACACCAUGGCCAGAGAUGCCACUUUUCCGGUUUAAA